Molecule: messenger RNA, 1236 nt
Organism: Nerophis lumbriciformis (worm pipefish)
Lineage: Eukaryota; Metazoa; Chordata; Actinopteri; Syngnathiformes; Syngnathidae
Source: RefSeq, a predicted model, not a curated record
AUGCGGAUCCCUUUAUUCCGUCUCACCGCCUCUCUGUGCGCCAUGGUUCUCCUCCUCCUCGCACCUGCCUCGCAGGGCUGUGGACCAGGGAGGGGAUACGGCAAGAGGCGUCUUCCAAAGAAGCUCAUCCCGUUAGCCUACAAGCAAUUCAGCCCAAAUGUGGCCGAGAAGACAUUGGGGGCGAGCGGGCGUCCCGAGGGCAAAAUUACGCGCAGUUCGGAACGCUUCAAGGAGCUGACACCCAACUAUAACACAGAUAUCAUCUUCAAGGAUGAAGAGGACACCGGCGCGGACAGACUGAUGACCCAGCGCUGUAAAGACAAGUUGAACUCCCUGGCCAUUUCUGUGAUGAACAUGUGGCCUGGUGUGAAGCUGAGAGUGACAGAGGGUUGGGAUGAAGACGGCCAUCACUCAGAGGACUCGCUGCAUUAUGAGGGCCGUGCUGUUGACAUCACCACAUCAGACAGAGACAGAAACAAGUAUGCCAUGUUGGCUCGACUUGCUGUAGAAGCUGGAUUUGACUGGGUCUAUUAUGAGUCUAAAGCCCAUAUUCAUUGCAGCGUCAAGUCAGAACAUUCUGUCGCAGCCAAAACUGGUGGUUGUUUCCCAGGCGAUGCUCAAGUUACCCUUGAGAACGGAGUUACCAAACAGAUGCAUGACCUUCAUCCCGGUGACCGUGUUUUGGCUUCAUCAACAACUGAUGGGCGUGGUCCACUUCAUUACAGUCCAGUUCUAUCCUUUUUGGAUCUCCAGUCUAACGUCAGGAAGAUUUUCACCCACAUUGGAACCAACACUGGACAUAAUAUAACGCUCACAGCGGCGCACCUCAUUUUCAUCACUGACUGUGCAGAUGGAAUCGGCAAAGAAGAUGUGAGGACAUCAUUUGCCAGUGAGGUGAAGCCGGGUCAGUGUAUUUUGACCUCGCAUGGGACGGAGACAACGCAAGCUCUUGUGACAUUUGUCGAGGAGAGGCAGAGCACUGGGUUGUAUGCCCCGCUGACCCAGCACGGGUCUAUAGUGGUGAACAGAGUUUUAGCAUCAUGUUAUGCUGCUGUGGACAAUCAUCAUUUGGCCCACUGGGUUCUUGCCCCGCUGCGUUUGGUCCGCACCCUGAUGGGUCCCGCAAAACAACAAACUGAUGGAGUGCACUGGUACCCUCGGCUUCUGCAGAGGGUCGGGGAAAUGCUACUGGACCCAAAACACUUCCACCCUUUGGGAAAUGAGCGAGGACUCUGA